AUGGCCUCACAACAGUCCUCUCGCGUCGAGCCGCUCAGCCCCGAAUUGCCCUCAGCUGUCGGCGCCUUCCCUGACACGCCUGUACCACAACAAUCUCCCCUCGACGAUGUGAAGCCGCCUUUGUCUCCUAGCCGGCAAGACUCUCCGGCCAUAGAGAUAGAGAAAGCUCUAGACGAGACGUCAUCGCAAUCCUCCCCCAUCGACGAGGAGACCAUCGACGAAGAAUCGCCUCGGCCGCUCAAAGAGAAGGGACCCUCAGCCUUAGAAGAUCACAAUGACAAGACUUCACCCCAAUUCUCUCCUGUCGACGAGAAAGCACAUCUGCCCCCAAGUGCUGAUGCGCCCUCGGCCUUCCAAAGACUCCCUGACGAGAUCAUCCAGCAGGUACUUGAAGUAACCGAUCCCGACUCUUUCGCAUCUCUCGUACUGCUCAACACGAAAUGGAGGCGCAUCUCCCAGCAAGCCCACCUUUAUGCCCACCACUUGUCGAAAUGCAACUCCUACGCGGCUGGCCACGCAUCAAUAUCUGACGAAUCUGUCAAUGAUGACAAUCUACCGAAUCUGCGGCGCUUGUUCGCUCGUGAGGUGAAGCGUAAUCUCUUUGAGGCCUACCUUCGUCCCAAGACGACCACCAUCAAGCUCAUAUCUACGUCGAUCAGUUCGUCGUCAGCACCUGGCGGCGAGGGCUUGCAGUUCAGCCCAUCACCACGGGGCCAUCAUGUUCUUGCGUAUAAUUCGUCCCGGAUAUACAUCCUGGAUGUGAGGGAACCUGAACUGGCUGUGAAGCGGGAACUCAAGAUCCUUCGUCGUCCGGCUGCCGCAUGCAUUCUAGAUGAUGGGAGCCUUCUCGCAAUUUUGUCAACCGACAUGCAAGUCGACCUUUACGAUCUAGGCCCAUCUCCACCUCGCCGGACACAGUCCCUGAUCCUCGACAUGGCUCCCCGUGCAAUCGCCCUAUCUCCUUGCGGGAGUGUCAUGGCCGCUGCGUACGAGGGCGGCAUCGAAGUAUCGUCUAUCCACCCAGGAGCCCUAGAGACCGAUCGAAGGGCCGUCAAAUGCGAUGCUGUAGACUCUCUUGCUUUCUCGCUUGACGGCACCCAACUCCUGGGCACGACGACUAACUCGUCUACUCCCAACACCGUAAUCCUCACUGCGCCGUAUUAUGAUCCUGGGAACCAAAUGUCCGAUGACAACAUCAGCGCUCUCUGGACUACUUCCAUACUCUUCCCCAAUACGAGCCGAGACUGCAGUCAUGCUGUGCUCCUGCAAGAGUCUAGCUCCGUUGAGGCAAUGUGGACGUUCACAUAUGACAGGAGCUUCGAAACCUUCCGUGCUGUGCGCAUCGAUGACCUUCGGAAUGGAACCACUUACUUCACAGGUCCUAUCCCUACUGCUGCCUCGCCAGGCCCAUUGUUGCCGUCCACUUUACCUGCUGCCAGUUUCCAGGGAGAACUUGUCUCUGCCGGCUUUGAGGGCCAGGACGUCUGGCUAUAUGGCGUGCCUGAAGACCUUGAAGCCGUGCCAGAGGUCAACAGUUCAUCCGCUGAUCCUUCUGCACCACCUGCAUUGCAUCGCAGAGGCAGCGGAGUUUCGGUGCGCUCGCCAUCUCGAAUACAGGAAGCUAAUGGAUGCCGAGUUCCUCAGUGGCAGAUUCUGUGCGACAAAUAUCGCAACACUUUCGUUACCGGGCGUAAGAUCACUGAGCUGUGUGGCGUGAGUAACGUGAAAUGGGUGGCCGGUUUUGGAAACACAUCUCUACAAGAGCGCCUGGUCGUUACUGCAAGAGGUGUUAUGCCUACCAAGCCGAUUACAGAAGAAGACGGCAUCGACUUCGUGGAUGGAGGAAGAGUCACCAUUCUCGACUUUGAUUAUAACCCUGACAACGGCCAGGAGCAAGACAUCACCAUCGAGGUUGGCACAAUGGAGCCCGAAAUCUUGGAAGAGGAACACCGAGACAUAGACACAGAAGUGGCCAUUGUCCGAAGAAGGACAGUAGCGCAGCGGAGGGGAAACCGAGGUGGUAUGAUGCGUUCUGCGACAAGAAGCACUCACCAGCUUGAGGCUCUGUUGCGGCCGGCCACUUCUCAUGGGCCUGAAAUCGAAGAUCCCCUAGUACCGCGACCCAUGGCGACAGCACGCAACACAGUUCGGGCAGAUACCCCUGAAGAAGCUGAAGAUGCCACUCUAGAAGAGGCCCAAGAGGCCCUCGAUGCCCCAUAUGCUCACGCCAGCCCGCGCUCAGGCACGACCUUACGCCGUGCUGCAACGGCUGCUGCGGUUAGUCGCCAACGCCAACCCCAGACACCCGUUGCCGGUCCCGUCGAGUAUAGACGAGCCGAUGGGAGAGCUGAACACCCACAUGAAAGCGACGCGGACAACUGGGUGCCACCACCUCCACCCUACGCCAAAGAAGAUCCCGGUGUCGACUUACCUGUGUUCCUGCGCCACUCAGCGAUUCCUGGCGUGAGAGUUGUGCCAACAAACAGGCAAACCAUUGCUGGCAUCCCACCUGUCCCACCUGUCCCAGCUAUACCGUCCUUCCCUCCCGUUCCACCCAUUCCUCAUGGAAUGCCUCCAUCGAGCACAGGUCGCCCGGAAUUGCCUCGUAUUCGCACCUCUUCUGCCCGUGAAGGGCAUCAACGCAACACCUGGGUUCCGGGUACCGCCUCACAGCGAGCCGCGAGUGACUCCGUGAGUGGCAGACCCACCGUUCCGGCCAUGGGAGCUUUGCAUAGACCUACUUCGAGUUACCCUACUCAAAUGGGGACUCGUAGCCUCCCAGAUGACGAGGAAGACAUUUAUGAUGUCUCUCCUGUUGGGUCACCUCCGCAGGCAGCAGAACCUCAAGAAUCUAGGGCCCACGUAACGACGGCGUCAGCUUCCACGCCCGAACGACCAUCUGCCGGUGCACUGUCUUCUGCCUCAGAAUACACCCCAGCCUCGUCCAUGUCCCACGCGCCCACGGAGGCGUCUUUUUCUGACUCUGUCAACAUGCAUGCUUAUCAUCCUAUCAUCCCCUUGUCCGCAACCAGUGUCCAGAGGCCAGAAGAUCCUAGGAGCGCCAGUCCGGUCGUUGGCAAACUGCCUAAUGCGCAGACUUGGCCAAGAGCGCCUCACGCACCGGCUCCAGCUUCUGCAGCUCCUCUCGCUGGCUAUCCCCAUUCGGCUCCUGCUACGAACCUAAACAAUGGCACUGCGAUCGGGGCAGCUUUACCGCCGGCGCCUAAGCCAGAACAGCUUGCAAGUCUACACAGAAGAGAGGGCAGCUUUGGGGCACCUCGGCCUGCAUCGGGCAGCUUCCAAUUCGCACGAGUGCCUGUUGGUAGCCGUAGCAAUCAGACCCGAGUCUCUCGACGGUAUAGUGGGAUACCAGAAGUACGGCCUCCCUCGCCUCCGGAUCAACCCCUAAUUAUCAGCACUCCCACAGGGGUGGCCGGAGCGUUCGAUAAUCCGGGCCAGUCGCACAUCGUCAGCCACCACGUUGGACCAGUGAUCCACGCCCCUGUUCCCCGCCAUAUCAGGCCAGUUUCUAGUAUCCACGUUCUUCGGCCUACGAUGGAUUGCCUGGAAACCACUUCAAGCAUCGGUCCUGAAGGAGCAUCGAGCAAUCAUCCAAUCUUGCUGAAUGUCCCACCAGCACCGCCGUCUGGCCCACUCACGUCUUCAUCCUUGCGUCAUCAUACUAGCUUGUCUCGCCGACCGAGUCGCGCUCGAAAAGGAGCGUUGAAGAACAUCCACGAUGCCAGGACCAGGGGAUGGACGGGGAGGAAGAAAAACAAAAAGAAGGGCAACGGUAACGAUGGUGCCAGCGCAGCAGAUUGGACCGAAGUGAACAUGGGUGCCAAGGCUCCUAAACCUCAAACAAAGGAGAGGAAAUGCAUCGUCAUGUGA
Molecule: messenger RNA, 3891 nt
Organism: Anthostomella pinea
Lineage: Eukaryota; Fungi; Ascomycota; Sordariomycetes; Xylariales; Xylariaceae
Source: the annotation of a GenBank genome assembly